AUGAUGAAUUUCGACAAUCUCUUUCGAUGUUUUAUAUUAACUCAAUCAUCUGUACGUGGUUGGGGAAAUCCAUUUCAUUUACAAGAAAUUUUUACCUAUCGACGUGAAAAAAUUGGUAAACAAAAAGGUAAUCAAAAUUAUAUAAAUGCUCAAUUUCGUUCACCACUUGCCAAUUAUUUACCACAUUUGGUUCCAUCUCAAGUAGCUACAGCCCAUUUUCAACUUGUUCUAUCACGUGAUCAUCGUUUUGGUAUUGAUUCAAUUUCAAUAAGAAUCUGUUAUGCUGGAACAGGUGAUCAUGGUUUUAGUGGACGAAGGUUAUUUACUGCAGUCCCAUUAAUUAAUCAAUAUCCUAUAGGUUCAAUUCUUCUUGAAAAUCCAUAUUAUGGUUUAAGAAAACCAUCAGAUCAAUCUCGUUCAUCAUUAUUGUAUGUUACCAAUUUAUAUAUCAUGGGUGAAGUACUUGUUUUAGAAACACUUAUGCUACUUCAUUGGUGUCAAAAAAUGAAAUUAACAUCAGCUAUUCUACAUGGUUUUUCUCUUGGUGGACAUAUGACUUCAUUAGCGUUUACAAAAUGGCCUGAUCUACCUUCUCGACAAUUCUAUGAAAAUAAAGCCUCUCAAACAUUUUAUGAUUAUUUACGUGAACGAAAUCGAUCAAUAGAUUCAAAUAAAAUUGUUCUCAAUCUUAUUAAAGAUAUGAUGCGUCUUCUUAUGGAUGAAUUUACAUCUUUAUGUAAUUAUUCACGCUCAGUUCAAUCAAAUAUAUCUAAUGCUAUAUUUAUUGCUUGUACACAUGAUGGUUAUGCAUUACGUGAUGGUAUUCCACAUAUGAAUGAUGUAUGGCCUGGUAUUCAUAUUCGAUAUAUUCCUCAUGGACAUGUUAAUGCAUUUUUAUUUAAUCAAUUAGGUUUUCAUCAUACUGCUGCUAAAAUGUUACAACGACAAGAACCAAAUGUAAAACUAAAAAAACAUCUAAUCAUAUCACCAAUUUUUGUUACUACACCUAAAAAUUCGUGA
This is a messenger RNA of Rotaria sordida, 1020 nucleotides long. Lineage: Eukaryota; Metazoa; Rotifera; Eurotatoria; Philodinida; Philodinidae. The record is from the annotation of a GenBank genome assembly.